Molecule: messenger RNA, 225 nt
Organism: Phanerochaete carnosa HHB-10118-sp
Lineage: Eukaryota; Fungi; Basidiomycota; Agaricomycetes; Polyporales; Phanerochaetaceae
Exons: 2
Coding region: 1-225 (74 amino acids)
Source: RefSeq, a predicted model, not a curated record
AUGACUCCAUCCGCCGAUUUCGCCGAGGGCCGGCCAAUCACAGCGCGGAUAGUCAUAAUGCCCAUUACGCACCCGUCCGACGGCUUCGGCUUCGGCACGCGGUGUCCAUGGUACUGCCCCUCCCCGGGGUCCCAUGGCGCAAGAGUUCGGACCUUUGCCUUCCAGUUUCACCUCAGCAACGUCACCUCGCCUCGCUUCGCUCGGCUCGGCUCCCCCCAACCCUAA